AUGUCCAAUAAAUUCCAUUGUGACGUUUGUUCGUCUGACUGUACAAAUAGAGUAAGAAUUACAUGUGCUGUUUGUCCAGAAUAUGAUUUAUGUGUACCGUGUUUUGCUCAAGGUUCUUAUAAUGGAAAUCACAGACCAUACCAUGAUUAUCGGAUCAUUGAAACCAAUUCAUAUCCUAUCCUAGUGGAAGAUUGGGGCGCCGAUGAGGAAUUACAAUUAGUCAAAGGUGCACAAACCUUAGGGUUAGGUAAUUGGCAAGAUAUUGCAGAUCAUAUUGGAUCUCGAGAUAAAGAAGAAGUCAAGGAUCACUAUAUUAAAUACUAUAUUGAAUCACCUUACUAUCCCAUUCCUGACAUAACAAAAACUAUCAAUGUUUCACAAGAUAAAUUUUUGGAAGAAAGAAAAAAGAGAAUUGAAGCCUUUCGAGAGAAACCAUUGGAGCCACCCAGGAAACCUAUGGCCUCUGUACCAAGUUGUCAUGAAAUUCAGGGGUUUAUGCCAGGUAGAUUAGAAUUUGAGACUGAAUUUGAAAAUGAUGCAGAGGGUCUAGUGAAAGAUAUGGUGUUUGAUCCAGAUGAUCAACCUUUAGAUAUCGAGUUAAAAUUGACUAUAUUGGAUAUUUAUAAUUCGAGGUUAACUACCCGUGCAGAAAAGAAAAGAUUAUUAUUUGAGAAUGGGUUAAUGGAAUAUAGAAAAUUACAAGCAAUUGAUAAAAAAAGAAGUAAAGAGGCUAAGGAAUUGUUUAAUAGAAUUAAACCCUUUUCUAAAUUGAUGACAGCCAAGGAUUUUGACGAUUUUCAAAAGGAUAUAUUGGAAGAAUUGGACUGUAGAUCUAAAAUCCAAGUAUUACAAGAAUGGAGAGCAAAUGGUAUUACGACAAAAGAAGAUGGUUCAAAAUAUGAACGUGAUAAGCAAGCAAGAAUAGUAGCGUUGGGAAAACUUGGAAAUUCAGAUUCACAUACAUCGUUAGCUAAUGGUAUAGUAAAUAGACAUAGAACUGUUACGGCCACAUCAACACCUACCGGAACUACUCCAUCACCAGCAUCAAAAGGGUUGGUAAAAGACCAUUCAUCUAGUAAUAAUGAGGCAAGUGGAAAAAGGAGAACAAUGACUGUAAACGAUAUUCAGCAUGGUUCAGAUUAUGGAUUAUUAUCUCCCGAAGAGCAACAACUAUGUGUACAAUUGAAAAUGUACCCUAAACCGUAUCUUGCAAUUAAAGAAGUCAUGUUUAGAGAGUUACUGCGGUCGGGUGGGAAGAUGCAAAGAAAUGAAUGUAAAGAGUUAUUAAAUAUUGAUCCAUUGAAAGCAAGUAAAGUUUAUGAUUUCUUUCUUCAGCAAAGUUGGAUGUAA
This is a messenger RNA of Arxiozyma heterogenica, 1350 nucleotides long. RefSeq names its product chromatin-binding transcription regulator ADA2 (gene ADA2). The transcript has a single exon. NCBI's taxonomy places the organism in Eukaryota, Fungi, Ascomycota, Saccharomycetes, Saccharomycetales, Saccharomycetaceae. Gene Ontology annotation, molecular function: chromatin binding; zinc ion binding; transcription coactivator activity. Gene Ontology annotation, cellular component: SAGA-type complex; nucleus. Gene Ontology annotation, biological process: regulation of transcription by RNA polymerase II; chromatin remodeling. The record is from RefSeq and is a predicted model, not a curated record. The coding region runs from base 1 to 1350 and encodes 449 amino acids.